Molecule: messenger RNA, 2759 nt
Organism: Nomia melanderi (Alkali bee)
Lineage: Eukaryota; Metazoa; Arthropoda; Insecta; Hymenoptera; Halictidae
Product: calcium release-activated calcium channel protein 1
Biological process (GO): store-operated calcium entry
Cellular component (GO): membrane
Molecular function (GO): store-operated calcium channel activity
Source: RefSeq, a predicted model, not a curated record
CCGUGGUUGCACCUCGAUCGAUCUCUCGCGCUCGGGACGCCGCGCGCGCCUCGUCAUGGGAUGGCGUGAGAUGAUAAGUAGCGAGUGGGUUUUCAUUCUCCGUGCGGAUAGGGAAUCAGGUUGACAUUAUUUCGGGUUGUCAGUGGUCGAAACACGGGAAAGGCAAGCGGUUGAUGCGACCGUUACCACCGGUCGUCGCCGCGUCGAAGAAUGCAGAUUCAUUGCGAGCGAUACGUUAUCGGCGUCCUGUGCCGGCAUAAAUUUUCGCAAGGAUACAUACCGCUUAACAGGACACGUUCACCGGUAACCAGCUGCGACGCAGUCUACGAAUAUCCAAUACGCCUUAACGCUGGGCAGAAACCCGCAAGAAUCGAGCCUGAUGUCCAUAUGGUCGACGAGCACUGGACGCAAUUCAGUGUUUGGCGCGGAGGGCGGAGCGGUACUCCCCUCCACCCAGUUGCCGAUCCACGUACACGUGGCUCGCACACAUCUGCGCAACGUUGACGGCCACUGCUUCCACAAGCGGUUCCACGACUGUCAGUCGAAGAUGUCGCAGUCGGGAGAUGGCCUCCACACACCGGGUUAUCUCUCCUGGAGGAAGCUACAGCUAAGCCGGGCGAAACUGAAAGCAUCGAGCAAGACGUCCGCCCUACUUUCUGGUUUUGCCAUGGUCGCCAUGGUGGAAGUUCAGCUAAACUCGGACACGAAGGUCCCAUCCGAGAUGCUGAUCGCGUUUGCCGUGUGCACGACACUGCUGGUAGCGGUACACAUGCUGGCACUGAUGAUAUCGACGUGUAUACUGCCAAACAUAGAGGCCGUGUGCAAUCUUCACAGCAUCAGUCUGGUGCACGAGUCUCCCCACGAACGUUUGCACUGGUACAUUGAGGUGGCAUGGGCAUUUUCAACAUUGCUGGGAUUGCUGUUGUUCCUGCUGGAGAUCGCGAUACUCUGUUGGGUCAAAUUCUACGAUUUCUCCCAAGUGGCCGCUUGGUCCGCGUGCAUAGUGUUGAUACCGGUGUUGAUAAUAUUCCUCGCGUUCGCGAUCCACUUCUAUCGCAGCCUAGUCGCCCACAAGUACGAGGUGACCGUGUCCGGUAUAAGGGAACUGGAGUUACUUAAAGAACAGAUCGAAUCGACAGACGUCGAGGGUAGAAACGGGGUGAACUUGUUACAGACUGGCGUGGCGCACAUGGUAUGAACACGUUUGUACAGUGUACGUAUUUGUCGAUAGUACAGUUACUUUUCAAAAAAAAAAAUGUGAUAUCCUCUCGCGGAGGUACCUAAGUUGUAAUAGUGAUGAAUCUCCGAUAACGCGGCUGCUACUCUACCGACAUUUGUAAAUAUUGAAGCAACUGGAACAGAAGAACGGCGCGAAUAAUCAGUUAAUAAUUGUCACGGAAAUUGUACGGGACGCACUCAAACCCUAAUCUUGAUGUAACGCGCAAAAGACUCAGUCACUUGUUUCCCGCAGUUCAGAAACUCAGACACGUGUGCAAUUUGAAAAUGGAACACUUGUUCCAUGUGAGAGCGUCGUAAUUUCUAUUAUUGUUUCCCCCUGUUUAUCCAAUAAAGUGUACAGUUGACGGUAGAGAAAUAGAAGUUCCAAGUGAGACAGUGUUUGCUACCAUCUAACAGGGGGUAGAAAUAUUGUACCUGGAAAGAAAGUACGUUUUAAUACCUUGAAGGUCAGCCCUAAUUAUGUUAGCGUUCAAUUAAAUAUAAAUUUUGGUAGAAAUUUGGUUAAUGUUUCAUCUUAAUUGUAAUAUUUGUACUAAUUUAGAAUGUAAAUGUAAACCGUGCCUUAAUGAGUUAAGACAAUUAAAGUACACGCUGAUACUGUAUCAGUGUGGAGUUUCUUUUAUUUUAUGAAACUCUUUAGGUACAACCUUUUUUGACCUCCCAUUCGUGGUCGAACUUACAUUCACUGUUUCACUACCGCCGACUAUUCAAGGUUGCCAGAGAGAACCAAGGUUCGAUAAAACGCUCUGAAACACAUUCCCUUUCUUGCAUAGCGACUUAAGUGUACCGGUUACCGAUAAGCAGUACGUGUGCUGCAUAUGUAUCGUGUGUUCCGUGACUCGAAGACCGACGGUCGUGAAUGGGAAUUCAUGGUUUGUUGUGUAUGCAUGACCAAGUCAUGUGGAAUGUACUUACCUUCGCUGGAGACGUGUCUGUUCCGAGAUUCCUUUAGUUUCGUUGUCUCUCGCGUAAUAGCCCGAUGCUCAAACAGUUUUCCAAACGUUACAGUAUAUACAGAGGCGCGGAAAAAGAAAUCAUUUUUACGUGUUUUAUGUUACACGAUUUACAUUGUCUCGUUGCGCUUGUACUUGGUAAUCAUAAUGUCGUCGUUAUGAAAAUGAAAGAAAAAAGAAACGUAUUCAUUAUGAAACGGCAAUUUAGUUAUAUAUAAUUUGUAUUUAACGCAAACGGACGGUUUACCCGUACAUUACGUUCGUAUAUGAAUAUAUAAUAGCGGCGCUUUUGCCUAAAUAAAUCGUAUAAGUAACAUUCAACAUUUUCUUGUUUACAAAAUUGACUUUAAUUGGGAACGCAUAUCCGUAAAUACGCGUUUUAGAGGCCUUUUGCAUGUACACGAUGAUAGUUUUUCUUCUUCGUUAUUGUCAUCGUAUGUUUCAUGCGUGUAUUUGAUUGCAUCAUCUGCGAUUAAUUUGAGCUGGUAACAAAUUUACAAUGAUCAAAUGAGACUUUAAAAUAAAAAUUGUACUGCCUAUUCCUACAGGCGAAGUAUAAAAAAGACC